Molecule: messenger RNA, 1812 nt
Organism: Phalaenopsis equestris
Lineage: Eukaryota; Viridiplantae; Streptophyta; Magnoliopsida; Asparagales; Orchidaceae
Product: cystathionine beta-lyase, chloroplastic
Biological process (GO): 'de novo' L-methionine biosynthetic process; transsulfuration
Cellular component (GO): cytoplasm
Molecular function (GO): pyridoxal phosphate binding
Source: RefSeq, a predicted model, not a curated record
CCUUGCACAAAACUCGAAUUUUUCACAACGCAUAAUAAACUAGGGUUGUCUGUGCGGCCACACUUAAGUCCCUUCCAGGAGGUCCGUGCUGCCAAGAUACUGCUCGCUCGGUUCCGCGAAGGUCAAAGGAGAGCGCAAAGUAGGGCCAUUAUGCCCUAUUCUCCUCGCCGCCUGCCAUGGACGCUGCCGCUGCCAUCACCACUGCCAACAUUGUCUACCGUUUGGCUGCAACUUCUGGUAUUGCCCCGAGUAUGCGCUUAGCCGACCAAGGUUCGAGGUGCUGCUUUGGUCGUACGCGAGGCUUAGGGUUGUCUGUGAACCAAAGAAAGGAGAGAUUUGUGAUGAAUUGCGGUGGAGAACGCAAGAGGGACAUGAUCUCUUCUGCACUGGUUGAAGGAGUUGCUGAUAGAUUGGAAAGUUCCUCACUUGAAAUGGAAAAAUACACUGACGUGAAUAUGGAGCCAAGAAUAUCGACAAUCCUGACUACCUUUGAUAAUUCGUUUGAUCCGUAUGGAGCGCUUAGCAUCCCUUUGUACCAGACAUCCACUUUUAAGCAGCCAUCGGCCACGGAAAACGGGCCUUAUGAUUACACUAGAAGUGGAAAUCCUACUAGAGAUGUCUUACAAAGUCUUUUAGCAAAAUUGGAGAAAGCUCAUCGUGCAUUUUGUUUCACUAGUGGAAUGGCUGCUCUUUCUACCAUCCUUUCUCUUAUUGCCUCUGGUGAGGAAAUUGUUGCUGGAGAGGACAUUUAUGGUGGCUCCGGCCCAUUGCUCUCUCAAGUGGUCCCAAGGAAAGGCAUUGUGGUCAAGCGAGUUGAUACAUCUAAUUUGCUUGAAGUGGCUUCUGUAAUUGGAUCAAAGACUAAGCUUGUUUGGUUGGAGAGUCCUACCAAUCCUCGCAUACAAAUAGCUGAUAUACGUAAAAUAUCAGAGUUGGCUCAUGCACAUGGAGCUCUUGUUUUGGUGGAUAACAGUAUCAUGUCUCCAGUUUUGUCUCAGCCGCUAGAAUUUGGCGCAGACAUUGUGAUGCACUCGGCUACUAAGUUCAUAUCUGGUCAUAGUGAUGUCAUGGCAGGUAUCCUUGCUGUGAAGGGAGAAAGCUUGGCAAAAGAAGUUGCAUUCCUUCAAAAUGCAGAAGGUACUGGCUUAGCACCUUUUGACUGUUGGCUUUGCUUAAGAGGUAUCAAGACAAUGGCUUUGAGAGUGGAGAAGCAACAGGCUAACGCUCAGAAACUUGCUGAAUUCUUAUCAACUCAUCCCAGGGUGAAGAAGGUGAAUUAUGCAGGGCUUCCUGGACACCCUGGGCACUCUCUGCAUUAUUCUCAGGCAAAAGGUGCUGGUUCAGUGCUUAGUUUUUUGACAGGAUCUUUAGCUCUCUCAAAGCACAUUGCAGAGACAGUAAAAUAUUUUGCAAUAACCGUUAGUUUUGGAAGUGUGAGAUCGUUAAUAUCCUUGCCAUGCUUCAUGUCUCAUGCUAGCAUCCCUGCUGAAGUUCGUGAAGUGAGAGGCCUCACCGAAGAUCUCAUCCGCAUCUCCGUUGGCAUCGAGGAUGUCGAUGAUCUUAUAGCAGAUCUAGACUAUGCCAUAAGAUCUGGACCAGUUUGAUGUCCAACUUUGCAUGGUUCAUGAAGCCGACUAUCUUAUCCGCUUCUUUGUCGACAUUGAGAUUGCUGAUGAUCUUAAAGAUUAUCUAGAUUACGCAUAAGAAUGGGACAUGUUUUCUGUCUGAAGUUGCUGGAGACGUCUCACCGGCAACUCAUCCAGGCAUCGCCACAGCUUAAAGCCAAGACAUUCAUGGCAUCUUUUUUAUUGA